Messenger RNA from Aedes albopictus (Asian tiger mosquito), 2781 nucleotides. RefSeq lists its product as uncharacterized. The record is from RefSeq and is a predicted model, not a curated record. Gene Ontology annotation, molecular function: nucleic acid binding. The transcript has 2 exons. Gene Ontology annotation, biological process: DNA integration. The coding region runs from base 356 to 2245 and encodes 629 amino acids. NCBI's taxonomy places the organism in Eukaryota, Metazoa, Arthropoda, Insecta, Diptera, Culicidae.
ACUAGACAAUGAACUUCAACGAAGGUGGCUAAAUAUUCGAAGCGCCUUACCUCAGUUGAACCUUAUCCAAGUUCCAAGGGCGGUCAAGUUUCCCAAUGCAACGUUCUACGAGUUACAUGGAUUCGCCGACGCUUCAAAUGCCGCAUACGGAGCAUGUCUGUACUUGCGAAGUGUGUUCAACGAUGGAUCUGCCAAGUUACGCCUACUAACAAGCAAAUCUAAAGUUGCGCCUUUGCACGAAUUGUCAAUCCCUCGAAAAGAGCUAUGUGCUGCACUUCUCCUGACGCGUUUGGUGCAAAAGGUAUUGCCUGCGUUGAAGAUCUCAUUCCAAAAGGUCGUACUAUGGUCCGAUAGUAUGAUCGUUCUGGCUUGGCUUAAAAGAUCUACCAGCAACAUGCAGACCUUCGUAAGGAAUCGGGUAGCUGAAAUCCAGAAGGACACUAGUGAAUUCCUGUGGAGUUACAUUCGUUCCGAAUCUAACCCAGCAGACGUCAUAACCAGAGGACAACUUCCAGAGGCUUUGAGUCGUAAUAAUCUAUGGUGGGAUGGCCCACAGUUUCUCACAAGAGUGGAAUAUGCACUUGAACCUAUCCACGACAUCGCCGAAGAGGAACUUCCAGAGAUGAAACCACUAGUCACCAUGCCGGUCCUGACUACUGAACCUUUUCCAAUCUUUUCAUCUAAAAGUUCAUUCAGGAAAAUCCAGCGAGUCAUUGGCUACGUUCUGCGUUUUGCUGCUAACAGCAAGAAGAAAUCUGCAGAGGAGCGUGUGCGAUUGCCCUACCUGACUAUUGAUGAGUUACGCCGUUCAACUAAUGCCAUUAUCAAAGCCAUACAACACAUCCAUCUGGGAGAUGAAAUAGACCGAGUGAUCUCCAACCAACCCUGCAAACGUAUUGCCAAUCUACGACCAUUCUACGAAGAUGGAUUACUGCGAGUGGGUGGUAGACUAACUCGAUCCAAACUGCCGUUUGCGUCAAAACACCAGAUUAUUCUUCCAGACAAGGAUCCUGUCACGAAGAAAUUGAUCCGAGCUAUGCACAUCGAAUUACUUCACGUUGGACAAGCAGGACUCAUCAGUGCUCUUCGUCAGCGGUAUUGGUUGCUAAAUGCACGCUCAGCUGUUCGACAAGUUACUCGCCAAUGCGUGCAAUGUUUCAGAACCCAUCCCGUCGACACAACGCAGCUAAUGGGAAGCCUACCUGAAGCGAGAAUUGUGCCAUCACCUCCCUUUUCAACGACAGGUGUUGACUACGCUGGCCCUAUUCUUGUCAAACAAGGUAAAUAUCGUCCUAAGAUAAUCAAGUCGUACAUUGCUGUAUUUGUUUGUAUGACGACAAAGGCCGUACACUUAGAAGCGGUGUCUGACCUUACUACGGACGCGUUCUUGGCCGCUUUGAGAAGAUUUAUUAGUCGCCGAGGAAUGGCAUAUCAAAUAUUCUCGGACAACGCUACAAACUUCAAAGGCGCCAAGCACGAGUUGCACGACCUUCAUCGUUUGUUCCAAGAUCAACGAGUAGUCCUCGACAUCCAAGAGUUUUGCCAAGCUCGUGAAGUAGAAUGGCAUUUUAUUCCACCCGACGCCCCAGAAUUCGGUGGACUUUGGGAGGCAGCGGUAAAAUCUGCCAAAACGCAUUUGAAACGAGUUGUUGGAAAUGCUACGCUUACCUUCGAGGAGCUUGGUACUAUCUUGGCUGAGAUAGAAGCCAUACUUAACUCUCGACCGUUGUUUGCUGUCUCCGAUGAUCCAGCUGAUUCCCAAGUCAUCACCCCGGCGCACUACUUGAUAGGACGGCCACUCACAGCACCUGCAGAACCAUCCCUCGAAGCAAUCAACGCCAGCCGCUUAGACCGUUGGCAACAUCUGCAACUUAUGCGCGAACACUUCUGGCGUGCUUGGUCCAAGGACUAUCUUGCCUCAUUGCAGCCAAGGAAGAAAAACUUGAAAAUUAUGCCUAAUGUCCGUCCAGGCAUGAUUGUUUUGGUGCACGACAAAAAUCAGCCUCCUCUCCACUGGAAGUUGGGACGAAUCGUCGAAGUCUAUCCAGGUGAAGACACACUAGUGAGAACAGUUGAUGUCUUAACAAAUGGGGUAACUUACCGCCGCCCAAUAACGAAGAUCUCCAUCCUUCCAAUAGAAGACAACAAUCCACCGACCAAGACCAUCGAACAUUUUGAGACGACGUCUCAACCGGGGGCAGUAUGUUCCGUUCAGCACGGAAUUCCUCCAACCCUGCGGGAAUAACCCUUUGUGGUAUCACCGCAACGUUAUUUUGGCACUCCCGGAACGACCGCACUCUCAUGACCGAACCAGUAAACCGAAUAAAACUUACGACUCGCUGCAAUUCCACUGCAUUGCCAUGAAAAACGUAAACAAACUGCACCGAUGCACCGCAACGCUGUCAUUUUGACAACUGGGACAGUAAGCACCAAGAUGACAGUUGGCGACAGUAAGCACCGAUAGCGACAAAGAUGGUGAGCACCGAUUUAGAACCAUCUAGCAACACGAUAACUGGAAUUUACCCGAAAUUUCUAGAAGUACCCAAAGUGGGUAUAAAAGAAGCAUUGUAACCGACCCGGAGUUUAGUUUGAAUAAAAUCGCGGAUAUAAUCGUAUCAAAAGUGUGAAGUGAAAGUGAAAUAAAGUGUUGAGUAAAGUAAUAGUGGUUUUUUUCCUGAAGUACCAAGUAUCCACUGUAAGAAAGGGAGUCGUCCACCUAGUUACGUGCCAUUCUUCCUAUCGAACGAUUUCCCUUCUCCGAUUCCACCAGCCAGUGUGGAA